Messenger RNA from Dibothriocephalus latus, 288 nucleotides. The record is from the annotation of a GenBank genome assembly. Lineage: Eukaryota; Metazoa; Platyhelminthes; Cestoda; Diphyllobothriidea; Diphyllobothriidae.
AUGAUUUCUUCCCCUUGUAGGGCUGCUGACUCCAAGCCCAAGUACUGUCAGAAGUGCCUUCAGGAAGGCCAUUGGACAUACGAAUGCAGAGGUAAACGCAAGUAUCUCGAACGCGAGACAAGAACCACGCGUCUAAACAGAAAAAUGGAAAAAAUGGACAACAGUAGAAGCAGUUCUGGAGCAUCUAGUUCCAGUUCGAGUAGCUCAGAAAGCGGCGGAAGCAGCAGCGAAAGUGGUUCCGAGGGUGAUGCGGAGACUGGCACUUCACAUAAACACAGUGGGGACUGA